Messenger RNA from Aedes aegypti (yellow fever mosquito), 3441 nucleotides. RefSeq lists its product as uncharacterized. The coding region runs from base 411 to 1661 and encodes 416 amino acids. NCBI's taxonomy places the organism in Eukaryota, Metazoa, Arthropoda, Insecta, Diptera, Culicidae. The record is from RefSeq and is a predicted model, not a curated record. The transcript has 7 exons.
ACCGAUCAACAGUCUUUGCUGAGCCGUAGCCGCAGAAAGGUGCACCCCGGGAUCGAUUUCGUAGGCUCUUUCAUAUUCGUCUUAAACUUAAGUGCCCGGCCUUCGCGGCUUUCAGCGCUGAGAAUCGAUCGUCGAGUUUUCAAUCGCGUCGCGCAAUAGUUACGCGCUCUUCCUCUCUCUCCUACACACUCGUGCAGCCUCGUAACAACCUCGACCUGGCUCUCCUGAGAAGUCGACGUUAGCGCCCACUGUAGGCGUACAAUAUCUGCUUCGAAAAACGAGCAUUGGAGAGCAGCAUCUGGCGAAAAGUAGCUAUAACUGGAGAGCUCACCUCAUCAGAAAGGUAGAAGCAAAGUGUGAAGAAGAAACCUACGACUGCUACUGAAGGAGAACCGCAUUCGACGAGAGAGAUGAAGCUCGUUCACAUUAGCCUGGCCUUAUUGGUCGGACUUUGUAGCGCCUCCGUCUGCAGUGCAAAAGCUUCUCACAAAGUCUUCUGUUCGGAAGACCAGAUGCGAGUAAAUGUGGCCCUACCGUCCAACGACACCAGCACUACCUCCGUAUACCUAGAAGGCAUGAAAGGAUACCCCGAACCAAAGUGUAAACCCACCAUCAAGGACACACUGGCGGAGUUUGAGCUGUCUUUGUUGAACAUAUACGAAUGUGGCGUAACCCGUGUAGUCAAUAAGAUCACUGGUAAAAAAGUUUUCUACCAUCGAGUCAUUAUCGAAGGGGACCAAGAGUUUGGAAAGGAAGUCAUCAAUGUGAAGUGCAUAACUAACGGACCUCUGUACAAUAUCACUCACGGAAUCGUUAAACGAGAUGUGCUGCCUGCGGGAUUCCAAGAACCAGAGGACUUGGAAAUCACAUCCAAUAUCACCGGAAGUGCGCCUGAACCAUCCCUGGACAUUGCUGUGCGACAAGGUAAUGUGCGAGUUUCCGGCGACUUGAACGUGAGUCCAGGCACGAACCUGCAAAUGGAAAUUUUCCUCGACGACAAGUCAGCUCCAAUUUACGGCUUGGGCGUCAACUACAUGCAGGUUACUGAUACGCUCUCGCAGGAAGAAACUAUCAUCUACAACGGAUGUUCAGUCGACCCGUACCUGUUCGAGAACUUCAAUACCGUUGAUGGUGAUUUGCUAACGGCGAAAUUCCGUGCGUUCAAGUUCCCUGAAUCGACCUACGUGCAGUUCCGUGGUACCGUCAAUGUUUGUGUAGAUCGAUGCAAGGGAGUUAUCUGCAGCAAUGGACAGACUGCAUAUGGCCGCCGGCGACGAGAGAUUAGCCAGAGCGCUACCGAUCCUAACAAAGUGUACGAAGUGACGAUGACCACGUUCAUUAAAGUCAACUAUGAUGAAAAUGCCGACAAGAGUACCGCCUCCGAAAUCGACCAGAAGUUUCGUCAACUGAAACUGGCGAACCAAAAGUUGGCCCGAAAUAGCCGCGCAGGAAACGUUUUCGAGAGCAUUCACGUUUCCAAAAUGGCAGAAACCAGUCCUAGCGAGAAUGCCAAGGUCGAGGAAACCAUUCUUUUCACUCGUGAAGUUAUCAGCCAGCCGCAGGAAACUGGAAGGAGCAGUAGCUGCCGGCAUCUUCCUGCUAGUAUGAUCGUCACUAUUUUCAUGACCGUGGGACUUAUGUUGCGCAAAAGCUUCGCCUAAAACCCGAUUUCUUACUAGUGAUCUCAGUGAACAAACAUAACGUACACUCUAAUAACUAACGGAUAACGAACGCCUUACUCGAAUUGAUAACGCUGUAUCGGAAAGAUUAACAACUGUGCUAGAUUUCUAACGAUAAGCUCGAGCCAGUAAGGGAUCAUAAGCAAUGCACGCUUUUGCUUGCAGUGAAGUUUUUGAAAAGCUCAAUACGGAUUUAUCAAAUCCAAUAAUAACAUUUUCAUUUUUAUCUGUAUGGAGUUAUCAUGGAAUUUCACACGAAACCCUUAAAUUUUCUGCAUUUGUCGAAUUUUCAUACAUGUUUUGUGUGAUGUAUUUUUUGAGUACAUAAAAGAGUUAACUCAUCGUAACAUAAGGUAACAUCAACGAACAAAAUCGUGAAGUUUUCUUUAUUUUUGAAGCAAUGAAUUUUUUUUUUUGGUUUUCCGUAAUAUUUGUUCAUAUCUACAAAAAAAACUUCUACUUAAUUUUGCGAUAAAAAAAAAACAAAGUAACCGAAAUAUCGAGUUGGUUUACUCUUCCUAUUCACCGAAAAUUGAUGAUUAUGUAACUCGAUGCCAAGCAAAUGCAGGAAAAGCUCGAAAAUGAACAGCCUUAUUGAAAUGUGAUUGAAAAAUUCAACUUGGUUUGCAAGAACUUGUACAUACACAACGCAACUUAAUAGACUAUAAGGAUAUGCUUACCACAAGAAAAAACGAAUUAAAAAACCUUUACGUUUUAAAUAAGCUUACGAUAACGAAAACAACUGCCCAACAAAUUUUAUGCGACUACAUUUUAACAAAGUUUUAACGUAAGGAUUUUUACAGCAUCGACAUCAAAAAUUGUGAUUGAUCAAAUUCAAUAUUGUACAUUUAUAUUUCGUCUCCAUUGGUUGGCAAUUUGCAGAUAUUGUGAAAAGAAUGAAGUGGAACAAAUUCAUCCACUAAAUUCUUGCAAACAGAUAUAAGCAAUGUAAGGUAUACUAGUCUAAUAACAUUAAAAAUAUGGAUUCGAAUGAUUCGCAAUGUAAAAUUCAAUAAAAACUAAUUUCUAAGGUAAUAGAUUUAACUAAGCAAUACUAUGGUCAAUCAACGACGUCCAUCGAUAAGCGGGCCGCGUGAGAAGCUUGGGAAAGUGCAGAACACGUUUCCUACUAUGAUUUCGUUACUUUUGGGUGUCAUGCUUCUCAACUAGACCUACAAAACUAAUUAUUAAACUGUAAACCAUCCACUAUCCGAGUAUAACGACCUAGAGCUAAUAAUAGCAUAAACAUACAUUGUGAUUUCUACAUUAUAUACACUUGAUUUUAUCGACAUCAUUUGGACAACUUUUACAUGAAUUGGAACAACCACACAUUGAGCACAAACGAUUUUCAACAAGAUAACAGUAUUCGAAAAAAAAAAAAGGAAAAAACAAAACUGUUUUUCUUAUAUGUGUUGCAAUUUAGAGAUUUACAGCAUACCUAUUGAAUCACCAACGUUUGGAGUGUUAAAACUUUUUAGAGGCAUAUUAGCAGCUAGAUUUCUUCUGCAAAGUUUAAAGGUACAUUUAAAACAGUACUUUAGCGUUGGUUGUGCUAAAAUAUGCGUGAAUAUCAAAAUGCGUAUUAGUAAAAUACAAAAAAACACUGCAAUAUAGAAAUCAUAUGUGUGUAAUAAGUAUAACAUAACUCUAGCAUCGUUUAAUAUCUUCCGCAUUCGGCCCUCUUAUUGAACGGAUAUGCAUACAUAGUGAUAAAAACUAAUGUAAAUUAACGAAAUUUAGAGCAAUAAAAAACUAACGAUAA